AUGUCUUUCUUUGUUUUUCUCCUACCUACCCUCCCCUUUCAACAGAUAACAACGUACCUGGGAAAGCGUGACUUCAUCGAUCACAUGACACAUAUUGACAGUAUCGAUGGAGUUGUUUUGGUGGAUACAGAAUAUGUGAAGAAUCGGAAGGUGUUUGUUCACGUCUUGGCAGCGUUCCGUUAUGGAAGAGAAGAUCUGGAUGUGUUGGGACUCACGUUCCGAAAAGAUCUGUACCUGGCCUCCAUGCAGGUGUACCCGCCUGUUCCUGAGGAGCAGAAACCCUUGACACGAUUGCAAGAAAGACUGAUUAAGAAGCUAGGGGGCAGUGCGUACCCCUUUCUCUUUCAGUUGCCUGAGAAUUCCCCGGCAUCUGUCACACUACAGCCUGCACCUGAUGAUCGGGAGGGUAAACCAUGCGGGGUGGACUACGAACUAAGAACCUACGUGGCAGAUGCCAUUGAUGAGAAACCCCAUAAGAGGAACUCGGUCAAUCUGGCCAUCCGUAAAGUCACCUACGCCAACCCUGAAAUGCCCAUCGCUCAACCCAGCGAGGAAUGCUCAAAGACAUUCCUCAUGAAUACCAACUCACCCUUGCAUCUUGAGGCAUCACUGGACAAAGGGAUGUACUACCACGGUGAGAGCAUAGCGGUCAAUAUUCAAAUCACAAACAACUCGAAGAAGGAGGUUAAAAAGAUCAAGAUUAUCGUCAAGCAGUACGCCGACAUCUGUCUCUUCAAUAAAGCCAAUUAUAAAUGUAAUGUGGUGGAGUUCGAAACAGAAAAAGCUUCAGAUGGCAUGCCGGUCUUGCCCAGUCACACUUUGUCCAAAGUUUUUAACGUCACCCCUCUGCUAAGCAACAACAAACAUAAACGAGGACUGGCACUGGACGGUAAACUCAAACAUGAGGACACAAAUCUGGCCACAUCAACGAUGUUCAAACCCAGCGAGAAAAGUGGGGAAGAGGCUGAAAACAUCCACGGCAUCGUGGUACAGUACAAGGUCAAAUGUGUUCUGGAGGUUCCAUUCGCAAGGCCUCUGUCAGUCCUUCUGCCAUUCGUCCUCACACAUCCUAAGCCAGAGCAACCUGCCGACCCGUACCCACCUACACCAGUGCCAGAGCAGAAACAACAGAAGCAAGAACCAACAGAAGAAAUCCCAGAAGCGCUUGAUACGAACUUGAUUAACUUUGAUACCAACGGAGUGGAACCAGCGACCCCACAAGAUGACGACUUCAUCUUCGAGGACUUUGCUCGGCUGCGUCUCCAAGGGGCCGAAGGAGAAGGCACUGAGGCUUGAUUGGAUAGCACCACUGUUGCCAUGGCAACACAGCACUAAUGGCUCCCCAAAAAACGCUGGAGGGACAAGUCGCAAUAUGGAUGUGUUGUUGAGUUAAAAGGCGUCACACCAUGGGAGGGAAGGCAGAGGGGCCGGAUGAAUGGUGGUAGCAUACAACACCACAUGGCUUGUUAUUAAUGUCUACAAAAUCACUGUUUCAUCAUGGGAUUUGUAGUAUUUAGAAAUUCAGACACAUUCUUCUUCUUUUUCUCCUUUCUUUUAAAAGGUUUAAACAAUUGAAGAGUAUCCCUCAGGGCUCGUAAAAACUUUAGGAAAAUAUUUUGUUUUGAGCUGAAAGAAAAAAACCUUUAACAAAUAAUGGAUGCUCCUAAAACAAAUACAGGCGGUUAAAAAAAAUGGAUGCUCCUAAAUUUUUACUAGGCGGUUAAAAAACAGGAUUAAAUUCUGAUUCAAAUUUUGUGAUUUUCAGGUUUUGCUUGAGUGUAUAUUUUGAUACACAUACAAUCAAUUGAAUUACAAAUAGAUUGAACUAGAAGUUCCACUGGUUUACCAACCGAACUUAUUGUUACUGCUACGCAUCGUUUGACCAGCUAUAUAAGAGCAGUUUUUGAAAUAUGCCCAUUAUUUGCCAUUUGAUACCUCAAAUACUAAACCUUGAUUUAAGCUACAAGAAUAUUGUUUGAUGUUUUGUUUACUCAGUGUUGAAAUGGUAUCAGUCGGAUAAAACACAAUUACACCAAAAUAACCGUAAGCAAAAACCCAUUUAUUAUUGAUUUAUCACAAAAAUACAGAUCACCAUCUUGACUGAAUGGUGCUCAAAAUUUUCUUAUUAAUAUAUGUUUCAGAUUGUUAUUUCACCCAACCUACAAUGGUAACAGAGUUUUUUUUUUUACGAACGAAUAACGAAUUUCAUUUCAUGCGCGGGCUUUCAGAUGGUAUUCUCAGACCAACCCAGCUUUUUAAAAAAUAAUCGUCUUUUCUUUUUUGAUUGAGUGCCUACGAUUGGCCUGAAGGAGUGGUGCUGCUUGAUUUCAACCCAGCUAGGGGGCCUUUAUUUUGUGUAAUAUAAAUCUAUACAUACUGUCCUGUAGAUUUAGCAUCAUGGUAAAUGUAAAGAUUUAGUUGUGGACGUACUGUGACUCCCCGGAUUGCACUCUAAAUGUUUCACCCAUCAUCACCCGAUUGCGCUGGCACGUCGCAAGGAUAUGUUGAUUUGUUUUUUACUAGACAUUUAUAGAUUUUAAGAAGAACUUGGUGUUUGUAUAAUAAUAACAAAAAAUAAUAAGAAGAAUAAGAAUAAUAUUUAAUAUCCAUUUAGGAGAAAAUGAGACCAAACGUAGAAUACAAGCAGUGAUGUUCUGGGUCAUGUUGAUCUUGGAUUGACCUUAGGUUGACCUUAGAGGUCAAAAAUUGCUGUAAAAAGCUUUAAAACUGGCAGCUGUAAUGGAAAAUGAAUUGUUUAUGCGGUGAUGAUAAUUUAAACUGAAAAUGAUAAUGAAGAAAAGCAACAUAUCGCUGUAAGAGUGAAAUUUACUUCAAUGCGAUAAAUUAUUAGGGGCUAAGGAGUUCAUGCUACAAGGAAAGAGUUUAAUUUACCAUAAUGUGUUGAAAUUGUUUUUAUUUUCCAAGAAAUACACUUACUUGUAAUAAUGGGGUAUUAUGUUAUUGGAUGUUUUUAUGUCAAUUUUUGGUCCAUUUUCUUUCUUCUUCAAGACAUGUUGUAGAUGUAACUAUAUUUACUUGAGAUUUUACAAAACAAUCAAAUACAAUUAGCUCGACAGUGUUUGUUGGGUUUUAUAUAGACUAUUACACAAGCUUUCUUGCCUUUGAAUGUUACCUUGACAGAAAUAAGAAAAAAAAACAACGAACAAGGAUCUUGAAUGAUUUUAGAAUGGUAUAGAAAGGUUUGCGAUGACACCAUGUAAUGAUAAUCUCUAGAGUUGAGUUGGGGUUGAGGGUUGAGUUGGGGUUGAGUUUCAACUCGACGUUUCGAUCAGUAUGCUCUGAUUGUCUUCUUUUCUUUUGUCUCCAGAAGACUAUCAGAGCAUAUUGAUCAAAACGCGAGUUAAAACCAACGGAACUUUUCAGAUCAUUACAUGGUGCUACCGCAAACCUUUCUAUAUUGUUUUUCCACCAUGCAAAGUUUCAAAUGCUACUGAUUUUAAAAUUGAUAAACUACAUGGAUGUAUGCUUGCUACGGGUAUGGGAUGGGAGAGUUAAAAAAACACUAAAGCAGGGUCUGCGACUAAAGUAGCAUUAAUAUAAAAAAAAGCAUAGUAGUUUGUGGAAUAACGAAUAUAAACAAUUAAGAAAGUUUAAAAUGUCAUAAUAUAAUUGUUGGCAGAAUCUGUGGAAAAUAAUAUUGCCUUGUAUUAAGAAUAAAUAAAAAUAACACACAAUUACAGAAACAUAUUUUAUUAGAUAUACAUGUACAAUGUACAUGUAACUUGACUGUACUUUGUAAUUAGAGUUAAUUCAUGUAGUUUGUAAGUUUAUAGACAUGCACAUACUGUUGUAUCAAUAAACUUUAUCGAAAUCACUUCAAUAAGGUCAGGGAUUGUAGGGGGUGGAUGUACCUGCAAAUAAGAUUUAGAAAUAAGAAUUUACUCCAGAGACAGGUCUUGGUUCUCAAAGUGAGUCUUUUAUGCAGAGGUGAGUCUUUUAUUCAGAGGUGAGUCUUUUAUUCAGAGGUGAGUCUUUUAGUCUUUCUGACUCUUUCAAGGCAAGGCAACAGCUGUAGAGAAUGGAUAGAUUAAGAGUUCUUUCUUAAAGAAAUUACAUUGACACACAGGUCAUUUUAAAACCACUUAUGUAGGUUGGGCAUGAGGGAGGAGAAAAGGGGCGGGGCAACCAGAGGGGGGAGCUGUGGGAUAGAAUCUGCUGUGGUCUUCAAUAAAUUUAAUCCACAUACACUUUAGUCUUCGCAACCUAUCAGGCUGAAAACUGUAUAGUUACCACAAACACACACUAACCUAGUUUUUAGUGUAGCAGUAUUUAGGCUUUAGAAAACUUGUCAAGGCCUAAAAAAAAAGAAAAAUACCUCAAUAUAAUCGGACCUGAAAUGUGCUCUUUGUAAAAAUAUUUCCCUUCACCUUGCUUUUAAUGCCUUGAAAUUAUUGCAAUUUGCUGUGUGGCAUAAAAAAAAGAAAACUAGAGAGAA
This is a messenger RNA of Asterias rubens (European starfish), 4456 nucleotides long. Its product is annotated as arrestin red cell-like. Gene Ontology annotation, molecular function: G protein-coupled receptor binding. The transcript has 11 exons. Bases 1 to 1296 code for a protein of 431 amino acids. NCBI's taxonomy places the organism in Eukaryota, Metazoa, Echinodermata, Asteroidea, Forcipulatida, Asteriidae. Gene Ontology annotation, biological process: G protein-coupled receptor internalization; signal transduction. Gene Ontology annotation, cellular component: cytoplasm. The record is from RefSeq and is a predicted model, not a curated record.